AUGACCAUCUUCGACGCCCUCAUCAUUGGUGGAGGCCCGGCCGGGCUAUCGGUCGCCACCGGCCUCGCGCGUCAACUGCAUCGAGCUGUCGUAUUCGAUUCUGGGGUCUAUCGCAACGCCCUUACGACCCAUAUGCAUAACGUCGCUACGUGGGAUCAUAAGUCGCCGGAAGAGUUUCGCCAGGCCGCCAGAGAGCGCAUUUUGUCGCGUUACGACACGAUCCAAUUUGAGAAUAUCGAGAUCAAGAAGGUCGCACGGAAUACCGAAGGAGGCUUUAAUGCUAUCGACUCCCGAGAUCGGGUAUGGAUGGGGAAGAAGUUGGUGUUCGCCAAUGGAGUUCGCGAUAUUUUCCUAGACAUCCCGGGAUAUGGAGAUUGCUGGGCACUAGGAAUAUUCCACUGUCUCUUCUGCCAUGGAUUUGAAGAACGAGGCUGCGAAUCUGCCGGCGUACUCGCUAUCGGCGAUCUAGCAAACAGUAUGCCGGCGAUGCACGUCGCACGUAUGGCCCGGCGGUUCGCCACAACCGUCACUAUCUAUACACACGGCGCGCAAGAGCUCACUCAGGCGCUCGAGAAGGCGAGCAGUGAUUCAGGUAUCAAGGUGGAUAGUAGGCCUAUCGCGCGCCUAGUCAAGGGACCGGGUGCAUCGGACGUAGAGGUAGGAUUUGAGGAUGGUACCCAGAGGAUGGAGGGAUUCCUGGCCCACAAACCCAAGACGGAAAUCAAUGGCCCGUUCGCCGAACAACUAGGAUUGCACCUCACGUCUGAUGGCGAUAUCAAGACAACAGAGCCGUUCUAUAGUACCUCCGUCCCGGGCGUGUUUGCGGCGGGUGACUGCGCCGGGCCUAUGAAGGCAGUCGUAAUGGCCAUGUCGUCGGGGACGUUAGUGGCGGGAGGAUUAGCUGGACAGUUGCAAGCGGAGUUGUACUCGCCAGAGCCGAAAGUGACAGAGGAUUCUUGA
This is a messenger RNA of Penicillium verrucosum, 960 nucleotides long. It is a transcript of the gene gliT, whose product is annotated as thioredoxin reductase gliT. NCBI's taxonomy places the organism in Eukaryota, Fungi, Ascomycota, Eurotiomycetes, Eurotiales, Aspergillaceae. The transcript is spliced from 3 exons. Bases 1 to 960 code for a protein of 319 amino acids. Gene Ontology annotation, molecular function: oxidoreductase activity. The record is from RefSeq and is a predicted model, not a curated record.